Messenger RNA from Colletotrichum navitas, 2228 nucleotides. RefSeq names its product heterokaryon incompatibility protein-domain-containing protein. The transcript is spliced from 2 exons. Bases 147 to 2090 code for a protein of 647 amino acids. Lineage: Eukaryota; Fungi; Ascomycota; Sordariomycetes; Glomerellales; Glomerellaceae. The record is from RefSeq and is a predicted model, not a curated record.
CCUUCCAUCAUCCGGAGCAAACCCCGCCGUAGGUAGAGUCGUAGAACAUAAGCCGAGCGGGGUGAGCUUCUUGUAAGUACUAUAGUCACCGGCCCACUCCAACAUCUUCAAGCUUUGAUAAGUAGUGUAGGUAUCUCACCUGGAAGAUGCUGUGCGGCGACUGCCAACGCGUGUUUGAGCAGAAGGCGGAACACGGCCACGGUGGCCGCUGGUUUGCUGAAUCGAAUUGGAGCACGUCUCUUGCCGCCAUCCAAGCCCACGGCGCUACGUGCGUUGCCUGCCACGCCGUUAUGCGUGGACUCCGAGAAGCCGACUUAGAGCUCGAGGAUGAUCGACCCUUGAGCUUGAGAGGCAUUCUUUUUAGCCCCGGAACGCACGACGGCCUCUUCGAGUCAAUGCCGUACGCGACUUUUGACGUCUCGGACGCAGCAUCUCAGAAACACCUCUAUUGCCCCUGUAUACUUUUGGAGCAGGUCGAUGGCCAAGAGAAACAGAGCCUUUUCGCACCGGUGGAAAGCACGAGCACCGGUUCGCUCGGGACACAACGUUUUAUAACAUCCUGUCUCGAACAUUGCCUGGCCAACCAUGAAGUCUGUAGAGCGUCCAGAGCCCAAGAGGCCUGGUUUCCGACCCGGCUGAUUGAAAUCGAGGGGCCCAAUGCUAGACUGAUCGUUACCAAGGAGACCCCGCCCAAGGGUCCGUAUAUAUCGCUCAGCCACUGCUGGGGCGGCGCUGACAUCAUCAAAUGCACCGAAAAGACCUUGCCUGAGCUCCGAAAGGGGGUUCGGGCUUCAGACCUUCCCGCAACCUUCCGAGAUGCCCUCAGCGCCACCCGGUCCCUCGGACUGGCUUACAUCUGGAUCGAUUCUCUGUGUAUUGUCCAAGACUCCCCCUCUGACUGGGCUGCCGAAUCCAAGACGAUGCUCAACGUCUACCAGCACAGUAUCCUGAAUCUCGCCGCCACCCAGUCCCGCAACAGCCAUACCGGCCUCUUCGUCCACCGCACGCCGGGGAGUCUGCUUUCUGGCCCGUUCCCCAUCUCCAACGGUGCUCUCAGCGGCUCCUUCAUCGCCGUCGAAGCCGCGCUGGACGAGCCGUACUGGACUGCUGCGGUGGACAAUGCCCCGCUCAACACCCGUGGCUGGGUCCUGCAGGAGCGUGUCAUCUCACCCCGCGUAGCUCAUUUCACCUCGGACCAGGUCAUCUGGGACUGCGCCGAGCUCACCGCAGCUGAGACGGUGCCCUCGGGCGCGCAGGCGAUGCCACGCAUGGUCCCGUUGGGUAUCGGGCCGAAGCGCGGAUCGAGCCUGCUGAAGGUGCCGCCAGAGCAGGACCGGGCCCUCGGCCAGUGGGGAACGAUUGUGAAAGCGUAUUCUCAGUGCCACUUGACAGUCCCCUCGGACAAGGUCGUUGCCCUCUCCGGCGUGGUGGAUUACUUGAGGCUCAAGUUAAGAGACAAAUUCUAUGCAGGUCUCUGGAGGGCGCAGAUGGAGAUGCAGCUCUGCUGGAUAGUGGUGGGGUCGAGCGCGGCGAAGCGGAACGCCUCUGCGCCAUCGUGGUCGUGGAUGAGCGUCGACUGCGCCGUCGACACACCGCAGCAUCACCAGUACGAUCGUUAUGUCGUCAGGCUUCUUGCGAAGGUCGUCGAUGUCGAUGAGACAGCCGAGACCGACAACAAAGGUAGCAUCUGGCUCCGCGGCGUGCUGAGCCCCGUUACACUUGAGGCCCAACCUCAACCUCGGCUAAUCGGUCCUGGAAUGGAGCAUCUGGUUGAUCUGUCACUGGACACGGCCGAUGCCGUCGAUGCAGCAGGUGCUCUGUUCUUUGUUCCCGUAUUCGAUGUGCAGGGACCGGACACCGGAGUGAUGCACCAGCGGUUUUCCGAGCUCAGGGGCCUGCUUCUGGAGGAGUUGGAUAAAGAGGCGGGUAGAUACUUGCGACGUGGGCAUGUCUUCGCUUCAGCACGGCCAGACAUGAACAGCAAGCAGUUCCCAGAAAGCUGCCUAGCUUUCCUCCAAGCUGUUGAACAGAACCUGCCCCGAUCUUCCGAAGGGAAUACAACGACUAGUCGUCUAAUUUCGAUCACAUGAUACGGCUUGAGUAGAAUUGUGAAAGAAAUGAGGGCCAACGCGAAUGGUUGUGCUAUGAGAAACUUUGGUUAGGAUAUCUACGAAGAAAGCCAACGUAGAGGCCGGGCGACUCGAGCACAACGUGCACAGUGUGUUUCC